CCGACGCUCUUCUCCUCUCUCUCUCCCGCGCCCAUCCCGAGACGCCCCUUGGGAAGGGAAUGUUUUAAGAAGCCUCCCCGCAUCUCCCGACCGGCAUCUUCCUUUCCUGCGCCCUGUUUUACCUCAGACGAUCAUGCAGAAGACGACGAUCUUGCUAUGGGGCUUGCUGCUGCUUUCCGGGGGCUCAGCAGGGACCAAGGAACAGUGCACCACAGGGAAAUUUACUGCCAGUGGGGAAUGCUGUCGAGCCUGUAACUCUGGGGAAGGAGUUGCCCAACCUUGUGGAGUAAGCCAAACUGUUUGUGAACCUUGCCUGGACAGCAUCAGCUAUUCAGACACAGUGAGUGCCACUGAGCCAUGUAAGCCCUGUAAGGAGUGUGUGGGCCUGGAGAGCAUGUCGGCUCCUUGUGUGGAAUCGGACAACACCAUCUGCAAGUGUGUCUAUGGCUUCUACCGGGAUGAGAACAAUAAAUGUAAAAAGUGCCGCAUCUGUGAAAUAGGCUUUGGACUUGUCUAUCCUUGUGGGGAAAAUCAGAACACAUUAUGUGAGAAGUGCCCGGCGGGGACAUAUUCUGAUGAAGCCAACCAUGUGGACCCCUGCUUCCCUUGCACAGUGUGUGAGGAGGAUGAGAUCACUGAGGAGGACUGUACUGCAACAUCAGAUGCCAAGUGCAGAGCAAUUAGUCCAAGAUUUGCGAUGACAACCACAGUCCCGAUGGAUCCCUACACCGCCGAUAGAAAUGCAGAUGCAAAUACAGAUGUAAUCGUAAAUGUGGAACACGCAACUAAUCCACAAUUUGCAGUGGCAACGAAGACCCCGAUGGAUUCCAAUGCCAGUGAUGCAGACCCAGAUGCAUUCAUAGACCCAGAUGUAGACAUUGACCCAGAUGCAGUCAUAGAUAUAGAACAUGAUUUUUACCCAGGGACUCCCAAAAGUCCCUUUCCUAUUACAAAUUUUUCAGAGACUAUGGAUAUUUUGGAGACCACUGUAAUGAGCACCACAAUGACCACUAUUAUGGGCAGCUCCCAGCCUGUCAUUAGAAGUGGGACAGCUGAUAACCUCAUCCCUGUCUACUGCUCCAUUUUGGCAGCUGUGGUGGUGGGUCUGGUGGCAUAUAUUGCCUUCAAGAGAUGGAACAGCUGCAAACAGAACAAACAAGGUGCCAACAAUCGUCCUGUCAACCAGACGCCUUCCCCAGAAGGAGAGAAACUUCAUAGUGACAGCGGCAUCUCGGUUGAUAGCCAAAGCCUCCACGAUCAACAGCCACCAACACAAACAGCAUCUCUACAAGGUCUUAAAGGAGAUGGGAAUCUUUACACCAGCCUGCCCCCUAACAAACGCGAGGAGGUUGAAAAGCUUUUGAAUGGUUCCACAGAGGAGACAUGGCGCCACCUGGCCGGAGAACUAGGCUACAAGGAAGAUCACAUAGACUCCUUUACACAAGAGGAAUACCCUGUUCGUGCACUGCUCUCUGAUUGGUCCAGCAAGGACAGUUCCACCAUGGAUGCCCUUUAUUCAGCCUUGCGCAAGAUUCAAAGGGGGGACAUUGUGGAAAGCCUUUACAGUGAAUCCACUGCUAGCUCUCCAGUGUGAAGGAGAAAGAGGGGGCAGAGGCAUUCUGAGUUAGCUCCUCAUUUACCCUGCCCCACUGGUGCCUCUUGGAAGAAGAACAUGUGAAGGAAAAAUAGAGCUCAUUCUUUCUGGGGCACUGGAACAAUCCUGUAAGCACUGGUUUAGUUGUUUUUCUCUCUCUGCCCUGCUGUCCUGGUAUUUUCGUCCAAUAGCUCUUGCUAGUAACAGACAAUAAGAUGGUAAAAGGAAAUGAAAGAAGAGAAAGGGAAUUUAUGUCUUGCUUAUAGUCUAUGUGCUCCUUAAAAUCUCCUGGACUGAUAGUGGACUGCUGAUUCUGAACUGAGACAAGAAUGAAGACAGACAUUUGUCCAAAGCCAAUUGCUUGACUUCUCUUUCAGGUGCCUCUGACAUUUAUCCCAUGCGCUUCUCUCAUUAUCCCAUCGACAUUAGUUCUGUUUCUACAUCUUCUUUCCUUCAGUCACCAGUUUACCCUAUUUAAGCACAUCUGAAAUCAGGAAGAAGAAAAAAAAAAAAACCAAGGAGACCAGCCAGAUAUGUUACAGAGUGAUGAAGGAUUCAAAGAAGGCAGAAAGAGCAGGAAUGCUGGGCUUGAAACAAGGAGACAUAUGGUGUUUACAGGACAAAGUGAACAUUUGUUUUGAGGCAACCUCCUGGAGGGUCUCUGAGUGGGGAGAAAAGAAAUGUGGACCAAGUUUCUAGCUAUCAAAACUGACAAUAUGAAGAUCAAAGUGGGAAGUUAAAGGAUGGAACCCAAAAGAGAAAAUAACCACAUUUCCAUCCAAGUAUUGGUGACCACAUCAAGACUAUAUUUGAUCUUGCCCUUGUUUUCUUGCUCAGAUGCAUUCUUCCUAGCUAAUAAGGAUUUUUUUUUUAAAAAACCCUCUUCCAUUUUCCUCUUUCAGGGUUUGACUGAAACCAAUAAAGUCAUAUAAACCCUUGCUUAAAGGAGCCAGGUAAUGGCCGCCUUGAGUCGCCAUGUGCGAAUAGACGGCAAUAUAAAUUCCCUAAAUAAAUAAAAUAAGCCACACUGAUGAGUGGACCUGAUCAGAAGCAAACAAGGCAAGUGGUCAGACAUAUUCAUUCAUUUUCCAAGGGAUGCUGCUUUGAUGAAGCCCUACGUUCUUCUUCAAACUGGUAAACCAAUCACUGUGUGUUAAGAAGCUGUUAUCUCUGUUGCAUUAAAAGGGGAAGCAAACAAACAAAAAAUCCCUUAGUGGCCUUAAUGCACAAAGUAGGGCAAUCGAUAUGAAAAUGUAGCUACUCUCAGAGAUAGAAUUUUGCUGAAUGUUAUUCCUGUGUCAAGUGAUGUACAGCCACCAAAGCAACCUGGUGUUUUCUGUUUUCAAAUAUUAGAGGGAUAUGAAAGUAUUACGGGGAUAGGAUGGUGAGGAAAUAUUCUACAAGCUAACAAGAAACACCAAAAGCUCUUGGGCAAAAAAAAAAAAAAAAAGAGAGAGAGAGAGAGAGAAAGAACUGGAACUGAACAAUGCCCUCCCUCUGUAUCUGUAUUACAAGAUUUAUGUUGGUUUCUUUUAUUCUUAUUCUGAUGAUAUUCAUAUAGACCCAAUGGAAAAAAAAUGGUGGCAUUUGAAAGCUGGUAGCGUUUUAAACAGUUGUCUGGGUUGUUCAUGGGAAUUUUUAGCUGCUCAUCUUGUUUCUCUGGUUUAAAACUGUGGAGAAGAAAUCUCUCCAUCAUAUGUAUGCACGCACACGUAUAUAUAAAUAUAUACUUAGAAAGUAAUGGGAAUACUUCCUGGGGAAUGUUAGUUAGGAAUGCUAAUUAAUUUCCUUUCUCAACCAAGAGAUGAUUAGGGAAGCUUGUCAGGCUGCACAAAGUGUUGCUAUUCUGAUCAUUUUCUGUCAUCAUACCAGUUUUAAUGGUUUGCCUCACCAGAAAACUUCUAUUUUAACCUUGACAUUUUUUCUGUCAACAAAACUUAGUAGCAAUUUUAAAUAGGAUGGUACAAACAGAUUGAGGAAAGUUAAUUACCUUUUUGCUUUCUAUUUAAAAACUUUUUACAGAACAACUAGAACCAUGUCUUUAUUCGUAGAAUGUUGCUAUUACAUAAUGAUAAUAAAGGAGCCAGAGGAAGAGUAGUAAUAUAUCUAAUGGACUCCUAAAUUGUUUAGAAGGAAAAUAUGGAGGUGCAUGGAGGUACUUGUGGCCUUGCUGAUUUUGGGUCUAACUACUGGCCUACCUAGCUUAACAUUCUUCUUUGAUCUGGCAGCAACCUUCGUUUAUUCAGACAGAAGCCUUUUCAUGUCAAUUCUGAAACCCAGGUUCCCUUUUUAUGGUAUGAAGGGCAAAAAGCCUGUGAAGACACACAAAGCAGGCACUUUACCUCAGAAGUCCAACUCACAAUCUAGUUCAACCUCCUCUUGGUAUACAAUUUGCAGAUAACUCUAAUGGCCCUUUUCUCUUUUUGUAGAGAUAUGUGCCUUGUUGUGCAGUAACUAUCCCUAAAGAAGCAAACAGAGUGCCAAAUGUUUUUGCUUUUCUUGAACAUGCAAGUCCAUUAAACAACUCUGCCUUUUAAGGUCCACUUCAUUAAGCCCUUCAUUUUUCUUUUGGGACAACCAAAUCUCCACAGAUUAAGAAAUACAGGCAAGAUAGAAACCCCACUUGAAUUUCAGAUUACAGCAAGCAGCUAUAGCAAAAUAUAGCAAAUGGCAGGUAAAUUUUGGCACAUGACACACAUGAGUUGGAGCUUUUGUGCAAAAGAAAGGAAGCUCUUCUUCUUCUAAAUGCUGUUCCUUAUUGUUCUGAAGACAGAGUAGGAACAAGAAAACCAAUAAAUAUAAGAGACUGAAUGAUUAGUAUUUCUGAAUAAUAAACUGAGGUAUAAAUGUGUCAUAUUGUAACUGUGUUAUGCAACAGCUACAUCUCUUUCCAAAAUCAUGUUUUCAGCUGCAUAAUCCUAGGAAAAGAUUGGACUGUUUUAAAAUGUUGCAAAGAUAUCCUAUGUUUGUCUUUCAAAGCUUUUUUGAAUGAAAUCAGAAAUGUGGUACAGUUAUGUUGACUAUCAUAACCAUGUGGUUGAUAGGUGCUGUUAGUACUUGCAUAUGAAGACUCCUCCUCAUACACGACUAACAAGGACACAGUAUCAGUGAAUAACAGUGUCUUUGGAGUACAACUUUUUCUUUUUUUCUUUUAACCAGGAAGUUAAAGGAUGUUGAGUUCUUAUGCUAACAAUCCGUAAAAAGAGAUGGAAAUAUGAUAGGGCAAAGAAAGGUAGAGCCUACUUAGUUGAAAUUUGGCCUAUUUUACCUGGAAUGAAUUAUCCUGAAUAGAGUAUAUCUCUAUAUCAGGGCCAUGCUUAGUUGUAAAGAUACAUGUGUAGAAGAGAAUAAAUUGGGAGAAUAACACUUUAUUAUAAAUCAUUGUUGGCAUAUGUCUCCAUCUUAUUCACUGCAUUGAGCACAGUAAACCUUUGUGGGUUCAAAUGCCAGACUAUCCAAAAAGCUCAAUAGUUCCUGCUAGUCUCCUGCUAGAGGGUUGAAGGAGACUAAUUGGUUAUUUUCUCAUGUCUACUUAAAAUGUGUAUGAGAGUGUGUGUAUACACACACUUCUACGCUAGAAUCCAUGUUACUUAAGGAAGGCAAUUGGAUUUCCAGAUUUGAUGGAUUCAGGAAAACCCUUCCCUCCAUUCCACUGGAAAAAGGAAGUUUCCAAAGCUGAAUUUCUUCCUUGAAAAUUAGAACUUUUUCUCCAAUCUUGGUUGAAUGACAAUUUGUAGUUCAAAUCCUUUUGUUUCUUCAUUUGUUUAUGUGGGGGUUUUAUAUCUUAUCCCAAAAUCCUGAAUAAAUAUUUCUCUUGACAGAA
This is a messenger RNA of Pantherophis guttatus, 5417 nucleotides long. RefSeq names its product nerve growth factor receptor (gene NGFR). Gene Ontology annotation, molecular function: death receptor activity; coreceptor activity; nerve growth factor binding. Gene Ontology annotation, cellular component: cell surface; plasma membrane. The record is from RefSeq and is a predicted model, not a curated record. Lineage: Eukaryota; Metazoa; Chordata; Lepidosauria; Squamata; Colubridae. Gene Ontology annotation, biological process: Rho protein signal transduction.